Molecule: messenger RNA, 1894 nt
Organism: Moneuplotes crassus
Lineage: Eukaryota; Ciliophora; Spirotrichea; Euplotida; Euplotidae
Source: the annotation of a GenBank genome assembly
UAUUUAUAUGGAUAUAAAUCAGUGAAGUAGUAGUUUAUCUUCAGUCUCUGAAGGAGAUGUUUUGACUAAACCAGCCAGCAAGCCUGAAUGGAAAAUGAAAGAAGAACUCAUAGUGAAAGGCGCUCCUCCCCCACCGCCUCCGCCUCCUCCCCCUCCGAUCGCUAACCUCAUUAAGUUCGGAAGAAUUGCAAGGAAGAACACUUGUGAUGUUUCUCUGACUCAGAAAGAGUACGUUCCUCUGAAAUGGAGUACCCUCAAAAGUCAGCAUGGGAGAGAUGCUACAAAUGGAGGUACAGUGUUCGCCAUCCCUCAGCACAGUCAAGACAAGAUUACAGACUCGAUCGACUGGAAAGGGCUCGAAGGGUUUAAGUUGUCCAAGAAGAGCGCCUGCAAGCCAAAGAAGUUAGAGAAAAUCAAGAGUUUCUCUUCCUUGUCAGUGGAAGCACAAGGAAUCAACAGGGUCGAUGCAAUAGUAGAAUGAGCACACAGAAGCAUUCCUAUUCAAAAGUGUAUCACUUUGAGCAUUUUGGCCAAGAAGCAUCGGUUGGUUGAGUGUAAAUUAGAAGAUUCAUUUUUGAAAUAUAAAGACUUUCACGUCCACUACCUUGAGAAGAUCUUACCGAGCCCAGCACAUGAAAGCUAUGUGAUGUUUCUAAGUGGAAUUAUAAAGCUUGGAGAUAUUUCUUGCCAUUACCCUAUGAAAGAGCGCUCAUCACCAAAGAAUCUAUUUGAGCUGAUGGAUCUUUUGACUAAAGAAGUGACAGACCUCUCUUCUGCUUGAGGAUUUUCUGAAAUCUUAAGGAGAAUUGCUAAGGACGAUCUUAUUCAUUUCCUGUGGGUGCUUAGCUUUCUUCCAAACUGUGUAGAGAAGAUAACAAUGGCGAGUACCAUUAUAGACAUAAGGCAUCAGUUUGAGUUUCUUAAUGAAACUAUUGUUAAUAAUUUUACUAAUUUAAAAGAUCACUCUGAAAGAGACCCUCUGGAGUUCUUGAAGGAUAUGAUUCAUAUUGUCAAAAUUGUUGGAAAUGAGAUGAACAAAGGGUAUGCAAACAAGCAGAGGAUUAGCAACUCAGAAGCUGCUGGGAUUUCCUUAAGGAUCCUACCUGAACUUUUCAGGAUAAGCCCUGUGGAAGACAUUGAAGGAAACACUUGCUUAUUUCACAUCAUUUUCAAUACCUAUCUUGCCUUUAAAGGGCUCGAACAGUGUGAGAAGGUAUAUGAGGAUAUUGUCUUUGAUUGAUCAAAGAUUAUUCAGUAUUUGUCCUUCUUGAAUGGCAACUCAACUGAAAUUGCCACUCAGAUCCAGGUGAAAACAGCUGAGAUUUCGGAAUACAUAAAGCAAGAAGGUGACGAAGAGUAUAAGUCAAGUAUUAAAAACAGACUUCAAGAGAUAGAACAGAAUGCUGAAGAAAGUUAUAGCAGAGAAAUCCUAUCAGAGCAGCUUCUAAUUACUACUGAAGCUGAAGAUAAAUGGUAUCAUGUCAAAAAUCAGUUGAUCAAGGUUGAAAACUUUCUUGGCAAAGGAAAUGAACAGAUAUCCUCCUGCAUUGAAUUUGCACAAAGAUGUAUCUCAGCUAUGAAGGAGCUCUCUACAAUGAAUAUAUCCUCUGAAGAGGAGAAGAAGUAUUCAAUUUCACCACAGAAAAGAAGAGUGCAGAGCCCGAAGAAGAAGCCAGGAAGAAGUCUUUCGUCAAAGUUUGAUGAUGAUUCAGAGAAUUGUUGUCCAAACAUUGAAAAAUCUAAAUUUGCCAAGAAGAAGUCUCGUAAACAAGAGAUUCUAGAGAAGAAAGCUAUGUUGAAGAAAGAAAUGAUUAAGACCAAAAGAAGGCUGUAAAUCUGAGCUCUUACUUAAGUCACUAAAAGAUUCAAGAUAAAAUUUCCAGUUCAGAUUCAG